This is a messenger RNA of Opisthorchis viverrini, 732 nucleotides long. RefSeq lists its product as hypothetical. NCBI's taxonomy places the organism in Eukaryota, Metazoa, Platyhelminthes, Trematoda, Opisthorchiida, Opisthorchiidae. The transcript is spliced from 3 exons. The annotation marks the transcript as partial. The record is from RefSeq and is a predicted model, not a curated record. Gene Ontology annotation, biological process: proteolysis. Gene Ontology annotation, molecular function: serine-type endopeptidase activity.
ACUGCUCGUAUCCAGGCUAAUCCCUGGUUAUUUUCACCCUUGGUAGAAAACAUCGAUCGAUAUUGCGGCCUCCGCGAGGACGAUCGCCAAUGGUCAAGCCAGUUUGAGACCGAAACAAACGUUCUUCAUAUCAGCAAGCGCAUCGUAGGUGGCAUAAAAUCAAAGCUCGGAGAAUGGCCGUGGCUUGUCUCUCUGAUGUUUUAUGAGACAGCAGAAGAGAUCAAAAGUAAUCUCGUUGGAAAACAUGGAAACGGAUCGAUAUUUAUACCACCCACCAUCAUAACGUACUAUCCAAGUGGAUCAAGACGAUAUCACAUAUGCGGUGGGACGUUGAUUCAUCCGCAGUGGGUUUUGACGGCAGCCCACUGCUUCUUCAUGAUGAUUUGUUUAUUUUGCUACAGUCCUGCAGGGGCUCAUAUCUACCUUUCUCCCGCCCCAUAUCGAUGGCGUGUUCGAGCAGGUGAAUAUGAUAUGCUAGACGACCGGACGGACCACGAAGAUAUCGACGUUGAGGCAGUCUAUCCCCAUCCGGACUAUAACGGUAUGCUUAUUUACAUUUAUGAUUCUGGAGGUCCACUGAUGUGCAAAUCUUCCAACCAAUGGUACGUUGUCGGUGUGGUUUCCUUUGGCUAUGAAUGUGGCGCUCCGGAUUUGCCAGGAGUGUACACAAACGUUUCAUUUUUCACGAAGUGGAUUGCGGAUAUUGUGCCAGAUAUUUCUUUCAUGAGUUAA